Messenger RNA from Lucilia sericata (common green bottle fly), 3174 nucleotides. RefSeq names its product gamma-tubulin complex component 2 homolog (gene Grip84). Lineage: Eukaryota; Metazoa; Arthropoda; Insecta; Diptera; Calliphoridae. The transcript has 12 exons. The record is from RefSeq and is a predicted model, not a curated record. Gene Ontology annotation, biological process: cytoplasmic microtubule organization; spindle assembly; microtubule nucleation. Bases 139 to 2763 code for a protein of 874 amino acids. Gene Ontology annotation, molecular function: microtubule minus-end binding; gamma-tubulin binding. Gene Ontology annotation, cellular component: spindle pole; centrosome; gamma-tubulin small complex.
CACACUCAGCUGAGCGGAGAGAAGAGAAUUUUGCAAAUUAUAAUUUUUGUUUAUAAUUUAUUGGAAAAACAAAUCUACGAAAAAGUUAAAACAGUUAAAUUAAACAAACAAAUUAAAAGCUGAAAACUUAUCUGGAAUAUGAAUGAAGCAACAACAAUGACAAAGGAUCCCAUAAGGGGAACGCUGACAAAAUUAAUUAAACACUCCAAUGCAACUUUUAGUGCAGAUGAUGUGUUGCGUGAGUUUCGCAUCACCAAGGAGAAACGUAACAAUCGUAAAUUGUUAAAAAUUCUGGAAAUUAUAUCAAAACAUCAACCUAAAGCCAGUGAACAUUUGCAAGAAGCGGCUAAGUUAUUAGAGAAGAAAGAUCCAUUUUACUGUUUGCUCAACUUUUUAAAUUACUAUUCCGACACCAAUAUCAUGCAGUCCAUACGCAAAAAAGAUUUGUCCACUUCAACACCUUUGUUAACCAAAAAUAUUUUUGAUGCCGUGACGCCGGAGAGUGUAACAGAUAUUAAAGAACGUGUGGUCCAGGCUGCUUCUAGUGGUUUAAGUCGCACCGCCCAAAAUAACAAUUCCAUUAUUAGUGCUGCCCUUAUGUCUACCACUACGGCAGCAGCUGCCAACACCAAUUUAACGAAUUCAUUGGGUUCUACACUUUUUCCUUCCUCAAAGGCAAAUCAUAGCUCGGAAUCAUUGUGGGAAUUUCAUAACAUUGAUAAUUUUCAAUUUCAACAGAGUAACAUUGCUGCUAUACCCAUAACGAGUCAGGAAAAUCUUUUACUCUACGAUUUAAUUUAUUGUUUGACGGGUAUGCGUGGCUCUUAUAUUACGCCUGAAGGGGGCUCUAGUGUUAGUGGUCAAACGUUUUCCAUGAAAUUUAAGAUAUCUGAUCAAAUUCACAGUUCUUUACGCGAUAUUGCCCAAGAGAUUUUACCCUUGGCAUCUCAUUACACUUGUAUACAGAAAUUUAUACAGAAGGCUACAUUUUCCAAUUGCAGUCAGGUUUUGCAGGCCUUAAGUGAAGCUUUAAAUAAUUUAAUACAUGAUUAUUAUUUACUUUUGGCGCAAUUGGAAUCGGAGCUAAAUGCCGGCAAUUUGACAUUGCACAAAAUGUUAUUUUAUGUAAGACCCACCUUAAAUACCAUGGAAGUAUUAGCAGGAGCAGUAUCGCUAAUAGUGGCAAAUGAAUUACGCGGUGGUCAGGCUUUAACUUUGCUAUUCAAUCAAAUUAGUGCCUUGACUGGAGAUGAGGAAUCACAAAAAUUUAUGAUACAAUUAACACAAAGAGCUGCUGUGCCCUAUAUGAAUAUUUUACAAUUAUGGAUACAAAAAGGUGUCAUCAAUGAUCCACAACAAGAAUUUCUGGUAGAAGAUAAUGAGGUAAUUAGAAGAGAAGAAUUACCAGAACACUAUUCAGCUGAUUAUUGGGAAAAACGUUACACCAUACGUCGCGAACGUAUUCCCUGCUUUUUGGAAAAAGUCUCCGAUAUUAUUUUACGCACGGGCAAAUAUUUAAAUGUCAUUAGACAGUGCGGCAAAAAGGUUACCCUGCCUCAAACUAUGAAUUUACAAUUUUCACCCACUAAUCAAAAUCAUAUUGCGGUGGUACAAAACGCUUAUCGUUUUGCCUCUAAGAAUUUGUUGGAAGUUUUACUUAAAGAGAAUGAUUUAAUGGGUCAUCUAAUGUCAGUUAAACGUUAUUUAUUAUUGCAUCAGGGUGAUUUUAUUACACAAUUUAUGGAUGCUUGUGAAGAUGAAUUGGCGAAAAAUGUCGAUAAAGUUUUACCCAUGACAUUGGAGAAUUUAUUGGGUUUAACUUUGCGUUUGUCUUCGGCCAAACAUGAUCCCUAUAAAGAUGAUGUUCAUUGUGAGCUGCUGACAUACGAUUUAGUAACACAAAUGUCAAAGAUAAUGAAUAAUGAGGAAGAAUACUGGCAAACGCAUGAUCGUUUAGAUUUGAACGGUUUAGAAUGUUUUGCUUUUCGUUAUGAAGUCAAGUGGCCCGUAUCUUUAGUAUUAAAUCAUAUUGCCAUUUCCAAAUAUCAAAUGUUAUUCCGUCAACUCUUCUAUUGCAAACAUGUGGAGAGGCAAUUAUGCAAAAUUUGGAAAGAAAAUUCUAUUGCUAAAAAGUUUUCACCGCAGGCGGCUGAACUUUAUCGUUCGGCAUUUACAUUACGACAACGUAUGAUGAAUGCUGUACAAAAUCUAGAAUAUUAUAUGAUGAUUGAAGUAAUAGAACCCAACUGGCAUAUAUUUAUACAGAAUAUGAGUAAGGUGGAAAAUGUUGAUGAAGUUUUGUCCUUUCAUCAAGAUUUUUUGGAUUCUUGUCUCAAGAAUUGUAUGCUAACAGAUACUACAGCCUUAAAUCGUUCCAUAUUUAAAAUGUGUAACAUUUGUUUAAAAUUCUGUGAAUUUAUUCAGAAAUCGCAACGUUUCUUUCUUGAUGCCGAACUUACAUGUAUGAUGUGUGAUAGUAAUGACGAGGAUAAUUCCGAUUCAGAUCAUGACUUCUCUAGUCAAAAACAGUCAGAAUCUUCUUUAGCACCUACUGAUACGUUUUCGGAACGCGUUAAACGCUUUGAUUUAGAAUUCACCGGUUUGCUAAUUGGUCUGCUGAAGCAAAUAAACGAUGUUGCAUCGGAUAAUCCAUCAGAUCGUUUUAUUAAUUUAGUACAUCGUAUUAAUUUCAAUUCAUUCUAUAAUGAACAAAUGGAUAAAUUAUGCGCUAAGGAUUCAAUGAUAACAACAACACAUCAUUGAAAUCGAUUAAACAAUUUUCAUUUCACAAAUAUCAACCAUAAUAAAGAAAUAAUGAUGAUAAUGAAUACUCAAACUCCAUACCAUCUCUUCUACAAUUACACAACUACAGCUACAAAUCUGCAUUAUUUAAUAUAAUUAAAUUUGAAAUGCAAUGUUUAUCUUGCCAUUUGUUUGUAGUACAUCCAUACAUUCAACGUUGUGGGACGUUGAAUUUAUCUCUAUGCAUAUAGACUGAGAUGAUGGAAACCUUUUAAAAAUUGUAUGUAUUUUUUCCUGUUGUGUAUUAUUGCUGCACAAAAACAAAAAUCAAUUACUCUGAAAUCAAUAUGAACGACUUGUAUUUAGAGAAAUGUUACGUGUAAAACAAGUUGAAUUUUUAAAUAAAUAUUAUUGCAAAUUUUACCAACAAAA